UUUAUGAGUUAUUUGAUGUCGUCACGUUACGAGACUCAGCCUGUAUACACAUGUAUCGUCGAUCAGACACGAGCUCCAAGCGCCGAGCACCGGCCAGCGACUGACACAUCAAUCUGUCGAAUCGAUUUCAGCCGUCCCCGGAAAACCGAUCGCAGAUACAGCAGAUCGAGCAGCGCGAGCGAGUCGUCGAACGUCAGCAGCGAAGUCCCUUGUUUCUCGUCGAGCGCGUCGACGCCGUCGCUGUCGCGAAACAGCAGCAACGAACGAGAACGAAAGAACGGGAAGCUGCCCGUCGUCGAAUCGUCAUCGCACGAAAAGAAGCAUCCGAGCAACUUGUCGUCGCAAGUAGAAAGCGAAAAGGAGACGAGAUCGGCGAACGGUGGUGCCAUCUUGGCCAGGCCACCGCCGCCGCCACCACCGCCGCCCCCACUACCGGACAAAGAGGACGUCGUGGUGCUCGUGGUGAACGCCAAGCAAAACACGGAACCAACCGCCAGGGACGAGAAGAGAGAUGUCUUCGGUGAAGCGAACCGGAAUGGAAGAAGCGAGAACCUUCCUCUGUCUUCUACAGCGGUCAACAAGUCCGACGCAUCCUGCGGCGAGCACCAGCAGCCGGAAGUGCCGCCAGCCAGUCCACCGGCAGACACCGAGGAAAUUAAGACGAGCCAAACGUCCCAUCUGGUCAACAAACACAUGGUGCUGCCGUUCAUACCGCCCAAGUUCGCCAACGCGGACUCCAACACCCUGCUCAAGCCGUCCGAGUACCUCAAGAGCAUCUGCAAGAUUUCGUCCAAGAGCAGCUUGCUGAAAACCAGAUCGGUGGACAAUCUGGACAUACAGAGCAGAGGAAGAAUAGAGGGCUCGUCGUCAAGGUCGGAAGGGGCCGAGGAACUUGCGUCGGAAGUUACGGCGAGACGUGGCGGUGGUGGCGGUGAGGGGGAGGGGGAGGGGGAGGAGGAGGCGGAAGGGAGGGUGGUGGUGGUGAUCGAGGAAGGGAAGGAAUCGAGCGCGGGUCCACCGCCACCGCCGCUGUCCCCGCUGCGGAGAUCCCGUUUGCCGCGGAGCAACGACGAGCCCACCGCCGAUCCCGACUCCCCCAGAGUCGCCUCGCAGCCACUCGCCACCAUCAGCAUCCAAGAUCUCACCAGCAUCCAGCUACGACGCACCACCGCCAAGAUGAACGCGACCAAGACGUUCUCCGCGCCUCCGCCGCGCAGCGUGUCCAUGACCAACGUUUCAGAGUCGUUCUUCGUUCAAAAGACCGACCUGAUCGCGGAACUGAAGAGAACCAAGGACAUACCCGGCAUCAAGAAGCUGAAGGUUGAGAUGGCGCAGGUGGAGAAGACGCAGGAGCAGAACCUCAUGUCGGAGAUCAACAAGGCGUUCAACGUUUCGAAUUUCGUCGACCAGGUGGGUGAAACGGGCGAAACGAGCGUCCCUUUUUUUCUCUCCGCUUUCUUUCUUCGUCGCUGUCUCGAGUUUUUCACUGUUGAAUCGUCAUUUAUAUUAUGUUAUAUUAUGUGCUACAAUGUUAUACGAAGAAUAUCGAGUUCUGUUUGUAAAAAUGGUUGA
Frieseomelitta varia is the source of this 1572-nucleotide messenger RNA. Its product is annotated as protein ENL-like. The transcript has 7 exons. Lineage: Eukaryota; Metazoa; Arthropoda; Insecta; Hymenoptera; Apidae. The record is from RefSeq and is a predicted model, not a curated record. Bases 4 to 1572 code for a protein of 522 amino acids.